Molecule: messenger RNA, 549 nt
Organism: Archocentrus centrarchus (flier cichlid)
Lineage: Eukaryota; Metazoa; Chordata; Actinopteri; Cichliformes; Cichlidae
Gene: pold4
Product: DNA polymerase delta 4, accessory subunit
Exons: 5
Coding region: 160-483 (107 amino acids)
Biological process (GO): DNA-templated DNA replication; DNA synthesis involved in DNA repair
Cellular component (GO): delta DNA polymerase complex
Molecular function (GO): DNA-directed DNA polymerase activity
Source: RefSeq, a predicted model, not a curated record
GAGGGGCACCGUCGCAGUGACGUGAGAGAAGAAGAAAGUGUUUUGGUCCACUGCACAGACUCGGGUCCGCUGGGCUGCAGACUGAAAGAAGAGACGUAUUUUCAACGACCUGAUCCAGUUGUUACAGCUUUUAUCGUUUAAAUUAGAAGGCCGGCUACCAUGACAACCAAACGUGGACUGAUAACGGACUCAUUCAAAGUGGUGAAGAAAUCAAGAAAGGGGGGAAAACGAGAGAAGAGCCCCACUCCUCCUCCUUCACCACAGAAAGAGGCUGACAGCAUCCAAGAGGAGGAGCAGGAGAAGCUCCGACAGUUUGACCUGGACUGGAGAUUUGGGCCCUGCACAGGUAUCAGCAGGCUGCAGAGGUGGGAGAGAGCAAAGCUUCAUGGUCUAAACCCACCUGAGGAGAUCAGAGACCUGCUGCUGCAAACGCCCGCUGACUCUCACUACAACCUGAGCUUGUGGAAUGAAUAUCCUCUCUGAGGAGGACAUCGACAAACUCCAGUGAAAAUCAAGUUUAUUUAUACAUCAAUACUUUGUUUGAAAAAA